Eurytemora carolleeae is the source of this 4829-nucleotide messenger RNA. RefSeq names its product neuropeptide F receptor. Bases 2980 to 3999 code for a protein of 339 amino acids. Gene Ontology annotation, cellular component: membrane. Gene Ontology annotation, molecular function: neuropeptide Y receptor activity. The record is from RefSeq and is a predicted model, not a curated record. Lineage: Eukaryota; Metazoa; Arthropoda; Copepoda; Calanoida; Temoridae. Gene Ontology annotation, biological process: G protein-coupled receptor signaling pathway. The transcript has 12 exons.
UUCAUGUACAUAUAUAAAAUAUUUGUAUAAGUGGAUAGGAAAGAUGAUAUUUCGUAUUUUUUAUGUAUUGUUCUGAAAUAUUAGAUAUAGGUUAGAGUAACCACUAGUGCAGCAAUGUAUAGGAGAGUUUAGCAGCCCCAUUGGAAGCAAUUUAUUUUAUGCCAAUAAUUCAAAUUGUCAAGUUUGCUUAAAGUUGGCAGUGUUUUUUAUUUCUACAGUACCUUCCACAAAAAAAAAUUAUUUUAAACUGUUUACGGUUUCACAAAGACUUUUGAAUGUACUUUUAACUCUUAACUUUUAAUUUUGAUUAAUGCAUCAAUUAAUAAAUGGCUUCAAAUAUAUUUUUGUCAUAAAGUUCAUCCUAUAGCCUUCUAAAUUUUCAUAAGCACUCUCCCUUAAUCUAGAUCAAAUUUUACAAUUUAAUCAAAAGAUCAAGAUGUAACUGAACUUUUUGUUAUUCAACUUUUUUGUAUGAAAUUAACAGGCUUUACUAAUCAUUUUGUUGGGAAGUUUGUUAGUUAGAAGAUUGUUGUACAUACAUAUAUAUAUAUAUAUAUAUGUUAAAAUAUACUUGUAUCUGAGAGCUUCGCUUCAGAUCUUAUAACACACUUCCUAUAGAUAUUUUUCUUAACACACUUUUAUUAUAAGAUACAUUUCUCAUAAGGCACGAUUCUCAUAAGUUACACUUCUUGUAAAGUACAUUUUGAUGAUGACACUAUCAGCAGAAAUUUUGCCGGAUAUUCAUUAAGCUUGCCUAACCUAAAAAUUUACCCAAAAUUUUUCUUUCGGUUAGGCUAGGUUAAUACAUAUCAGGGCUAAGGACUAAGGCUAGACAAUUGGUAAACCCAACACAAUGCUGAUCAGUUUACAGAGGUUGAUGUACAUAGUCUUUUCUUUUUUUACAGUGGCAAUGCUUAGCAUGUGGUUAUAAAAAAUAUAUCUUAUGAGAAAUGUACCUUAUGUGAAAUGUACCCCAUGAUAAACAUACAUUAGGAACAGUAUUAAAUUAGCAGUAUUUUGAGAAAAGUAUCUGUAAGAAAUGUAUUCUUUGGUUUGAGGCAUAGCUUUACUGUAUCAAAAACAUGGGCAAUAGAACAAAACAAUUGCCUCAAACUUUUAUUUUAAAUCCGUACAUCUUAUUAAGCAAAUGUUGUAGACCUUCUACACUUAAUUCAGUUAAUUUUGUUAGCUAGAUCAAAUUGUUAAAUUUUUAAGUAUUGUAGGUUUACACCAUCAUGUUCAAAGAUAUUGGAAUUAGAAAAUUUUAGUUUCAGGAGAAUUUUUCCAGUUCUAAAUUGAUUUUAUUUUUGAUUUUGUAGUAAACUCAAUUGAAGCUUGAUUAAGAAGUCCAUACAUUUAUAAGGGAAAAAACUGGAAAUGGUAAUUGGUAAAUGUUUUUGGAUAUAUUUCAUGUCUAACAAUUUAUUGACCAUUUCAGGCUGUUUACAGUUUAAUCCAUUAUACUGUGUAGGCCGGCUGAAGAAUCUGGAUCCACUGCACCAACUCCAACUGCAACAAACUUGAAUUUCUUGUCUUAGACAAGAGAAUUUAGUGUAAUAAUUCUCUCUGAAUCUGCAGAUUUCUGUCCUUUUCUAAACACACAUAAGAAAAUGAUAAAAACAUGAAAAUUUUUUUCAUAUAGUUAUAAAAAGAAGUGGUUUAUUUCCUUGGCCACUUGGGCCUUUCAGAACAUAUUGUGAACGUUCGGAAUCUCUAGGGUUAAUUUUAUUAUUAAGCUUGAAGAUUAACCAGGUAUUAAUUGAAACCCAGCUAUAAUUCCUCCCCAUUCAGCAUGGAGGCUCAUCACAAUAAGUUUUUCCCAACACAAUUCUUUAUUAAAGUGUUGAUUUGGCUACUUACCAAUUACUUACGGAACUAAUGUAUUAAAGAUGAGGAAUCCACUGAUCUCAUCUGUAACAUUUGUUGAUGCUCAUUAAUGUUGUCGCUUGCAGACAGGUCCCAGCAUAUUUUUCUGAUACGGCUACAGCUUCCUGCAUGCUAUCUUUUCAUCUUAAGAAAUUUAUCAUUCUGAUAAAACAGCAGGGUAACAUUCCAGAAGGUCAUUAUUCAUAUACCUAUACCUCUUUAACAAGUUAGAGAAUGUUAUUAGUCAGCAGUGUUGCCAUCUUUUCAGAAAUGGUUGGUAUUGCAAUUUGGUUUGACAGUUUACAGUUCAGGAUUGCAGAUGGUUCAACCAAAUAUCUAGCUUUGGUCCUGAUUAAAUAAUGCUGAAGUAUGCCUUAACUUUUUCCAUACAUAUAAUUUAAUUUUUCAGCUAAAUCAAUUUGUUCCACAAUUCUAAUUUUUGAACCCUCAACAUAAUUUUUGUUAUAGCAACUCUUUAAGAAAUUAUCAAAAGGAUUUCAUCACCUAUUUGGAAAUUUAUUUGGUCAUAGUAUACUGCUUGAAAGGCCUGGACACUAAUUAACCGAAACAUAAUUGCAGAAUCCUACAAAUUGCAACUGUCCAAGUAUGCACUUGAAAACAUAGACCUUUAAAAGUGUAUUUAACUAUAUGUCAGCCUUAUCUUAUUCCUAUAAAUACAGGGCAUUAUGUUUGUGAUUUGUUUAAGCAUUUAAGGUUAAUGUUAAAAAAGCGUUAUGUAAAACUAAAGAUUUGUUUGAUUAUCCUGAAAGUUUAGUAUUAUCUUUCAUAAAAAAAUUUAUGAAAAUAGGAACAUUGCAAACCUUUUUUCUAAUUUGAAUGAACAAAAAAUUUCAACUCUUCAGAAUUAAGUGGAGCUUGUUAUUGUUCAUAAAAGUAAGUUUAGACCCCAACCACAUUUUCACUACUAAUAUCUCCUUCAUAAAAAAAAUCAAAAACAAAAAAGCCACUAGCAUCUUUUUCCAGGUUAUCAUCUAAUUGUUAGUAAGGGAUGUAUGCUUCCGAUACCAAGUGGGGUAAGCGCAGGCACCAGUGGGGUAAAUAGCACUGGUGCAGUAAAUUACAUGUACAUAGUACAUACAGGACAAUUUCAACAUGAGCUCUAAUGUAAAUAAUACUGAUGAACCCAUGGAAAGUGGCACAAUAAGAAAAAGAGUAGGCCCACAAUUGGCAAUUGCUCUGAUAGUGUCUUACACUGUGAUGAUAGUUCUAGGUUUAUCUGCAAACCUUUUAGUGUUGUGGGGAUGCCUCAAGAGCAAGAUGCUAAGUUCCACACGAAACCUUUUGAUCAUGAAUAUGGCUGUUGCUGGCAUAUUGUUGUGUUCUUUCACAAUGCCUUUAACCCUGCUAGACCAGCUUCACACAAACUGGGUCUUCGGAGAAUCACGGUACCUACUGUGCAAAUCAAUUGGAAUCAUUCAAUCAACCUGCAUAUUCUUCUCAACCUUCUCUGUGGUGCUGAUUGCAGUUGAUCGUUUCCUCUUUGUGAUUCGACCCUGCAGUGUGCAGAUAUCUACUACUCAGGCAUUGGGACUCUCUCUAUUCUCCCUGGUCUGCUCUGUUGCAAUCUCAUCUCCAAUCUUCAUCUUUACUGAUCUCACAUCCUACUUCAAUGACGAUACUGUUUGCGAAGAUACUUGGGAGACUUCUGAGGAUAGACUGAUUUACGCUACAGCAUGCGCUCUUCUUCAAUAUGUUCUGCCUUUGAUCAUUGUUCUCAUUGCAUACCUGUGCAUCGUCAGAAACCUUCAAGCCUCACUGUCAAGAACUCAAGUCUUUCUCUCCACAGACACACGCAUCAGGAAGCUAAAGCGGACAACUCACAUCAACAGAAUGCUAAUUGCUGCUGCUGUUGUGUUCUUUGUGUCCUGGUUUCCGUUGAACUUCUACAAUAUAUUCGUCAUUGUAUUCCCAGACUUUAUCCAGGAUCCUGAAAUUCUCGCACUAGUGUAUUCUCUCUGUCAUCUGUGUGGAAUGAGUACAUCCUGCUCUAACCCCAUCAUCUACGGAUUCCUAAACACUAACUACAGUCAGACCUUCCGCCAGAUUUGGACUAAAAAGGAGGACGGAAGCCAAUCCAAGAAAAAAUCCACACAAAGAAGCAGAGACACUUAAGAGAAUUGCAGUCAAGGGAUCGAUAGAUGUAACCGUAUUCCCUAAACCUGUGACUUGCUACUCCUGAAAAGUACCUCUCUGUGUUGGUGUUGUCUACACAAAACUAAAGAAUGUGAUUUGAAACAAACCUAUCAUUGGAAUUAUUAUUAUUGUAUGUUUAUGUACGUUUAUAUGUAUAUUGAAAGUUUAUGCUAUUUACACAUGCUACUCUUGAUCUAUAUCCUUGUUAAGUCAGCAUCUUCCAAAUUAAUCUUUAAAAAUGCUAUCUUCUAGAAAAUUAUGUUGAUUUUUAUUUAUCUUAUUAUAAUUUUUUUCAUAACUUUAUUUGUGGCACUUUUAAAGAAAAUUUUCUUCUUACUGACAAAGAUUAAACUUUAGAUCGAUUUAAAACAAAUCCCAAUCCUACUCUCUAGCACUAGAAUUUUAUCAUUUUCUUCUCAAUAUAUUUCGCCUAAAACCUUGGCAUCAUCGGGAGUGCGUCCUUACUCUUUUGAAUGACAUGAUACACAUUAAAAAGUGAAACCAUUCAACAUUUUGUUCAUUAUAUAAAUCUAAAGCAAUCCUAAACUGUUUCUAUAUAUUCCUUUGUCUAUGUUAGAAAAAGUAACUAUUUACUCACCACUAACUUUUGCUUUGUCAAAAUUUCUUGUUUGAUCUACUUCUGAAAUAUCAAAGGAUAUUAGGAUAUUGAGGUUAGCUUUUGUGGUAAGAAAUCUGUUCCUGUGCAAUACAAUUAUUAAAAUUAUUUAGUUGUAAGCCUAAUUGUAAUGUAUUCCGACCAAUGUAAAUGUUUUUGAAUUUUUAUAUUUUUGUAUGUUGUAUUUUGUAUU